Blumeria graminis f. sp. triticale is the source of this 1725-nucleotide messenger RNA. The record is from the annotation of a GenBank genome assembly. NCBI's taxonomy places the organism in Eukaryota, Fungi, Ascomycota, Leotiomycetes, Helotiales, Erysiphaceae.
AUGGCCAAUGCUAUACUUCUUCCGAAAAUCUCAUAUUUCAAGACGCCUCGAUCUAAAUCAAGCUUGUCUUUAAAUCCAAACAGCAGAAUCCACGAAUAUAUCUCUCUGUGCCAGGGGUUUCAAGGUUGGAAAUACUGUAAUACCAAAGAAGAUUUGACUAGUAAGAGUUUCAGUAAUCUGAAGGACCUAGGUAGAAAAAGAGAUUGGAAUGUUGAGUGCGAUACCGUUGAGGUGGUCAGUAGUCGUGCUGAAGAACAUAUAACUCUAGUAACUAGCGAUGAUUAUGAAUAUCAGCCGGGAACGAGUCCAAUUGAAAUGCUUCCGCUUGAGAUUCUUCGUACAAUUAUACAGUAUUUAACCACGGAUAUCCCUUUAGAUUCAUUCACUCCGAAAAACACUAAUCUUUUGUCUCUACUACUGACCUCUCGAGUAAUGUACUCGGCGACUGUCAAUGAACUUUAUAGUUGCGUUACUAUAUCACAAUCUAGAAUCUUUCAAAGUUUUUUUGUUCACUUAACGAAUCAUCCAUCGCUGGGCGCCCUUGUUAAACGCCUUGAUUUCUCCAGCUUCAAUCCUACAGGAGCUGGUAUGACAGCAAGAGAACGAGCAGAAACAUUAUAUCUCAUUCCAGAGACACUUAAUAGAUGUCUUGAGCUCACACCACAGCUGCAGGAAUUUUUAGCACAAGAACACAUUCAUGAUGAUCUAGAUUCUAAGGUUAUUGAAAGACUUUUCUGCCAUCACCCCAGGCUUAAAGCCUUAGACUUUACUGCUUGCUCUUCUCCAAAAUUCUGCGAAGCAUUUACAAGCUUGGUCAAAUCAGAUCCAUCGCCUGUGUUAGCUACCAUUUCAGUCACUCGACUUUGCUUGCAUGAAUGCACUUCACUUACAGCCUCAGUAUAUUCUUUUAUUAUCCCUAAAAUGCCACAGCUUACACAUCUUGACGUCUCUCAUACCCAAAUCACAGACUCGGCUCUUCAUUCAAUUGCAGAAACAGCACAAAUCACACAUCUUAAUAUUUCUAGAUGUACCCAUUUAACAGGAGCUUCAGUGGUUGAUUUUAUUCUUAAUCAUAUCGCUGUCAAGAACCUAGUAUAUCUCAACCUAGCUGUUGACCCUAAAUCUCAUGAAAUGUUUGAUCAUGAUGAAUUAACAUUAUUACUCUCCCGGCUUCCUAAAACUCUGCGCUCACUCAACCUUAAGGGAAGUAGGAUGACUCCCUUCCAUGUUCCAUUUCUACUCCCUUUGAGCAAACACCUCGAGGAGAUAGGCCUGGGCCGUUAUCUUUCGCUUAGCGACAUAAUUCGUAUUUUAUUGCCGGACAAAACUCUUAUCGCCAUCGAUCAGAUAUCAUGGAAUCCUCAUACUCUACGCUACAUCGAUAUCUCUGAUCUCAGUGGCGUCCAACUUGAUUUAAUCACGUUAUUUAGUAUGUCAUGCCCUCUUCUUAAGCGCAUGACGGAACCACUCGAGGUUAUUGAGAUUAAUGCCGAGGUUCAAAAAAGAAUUCUAGGAUCUAAAUCAAGUCUUCAGAGAUUCGGGUGGACCAUUAACGAGACGGGCAAUCGAAUUUGGAUGAUGAGGGAAAAUAUUGACAAAGUGACAGAUACGGGUGAGCGGAUGUGGAAAUGGGGCGCUAGAAAUUGGGGAAUGAGAAAGAUACCUGUGGCUAGGGCUGAAGCAAGGGGAUUCUAUAAAUAUUGGAUGUUUAAAUAUGCUAAAUAA